Molecule: messenger RNA, 609 nt
Organism: Trichoderma aggressivum f. europaeum
Lineage: Eukaryota; Fungi; Ascomycota; Sordariomycetes; Hypocreales; Hypocreaceae
Exons: 3
Coding region: 1-609 (202 amino acids)
Biological process (GO): mitotic cell cycle
Cellular component (GO): mitotic spindle; DASH complex
Source: RefSeq, a predicted model, not a curated record
AUGGCCGACCACAUGGACGUCGAUGAUGACGAUGCAGACCUCUGGACAUCGCCAGUGAAAAAUCCCCCGUCAGAACGUCCGAAAAAUCCAAAAUCUCCCAGAACUCCUCGAACCCCAAAGACGCCCCCGGCCAAUGACCGCCAGUCCGAGCCGCUCGAUCGAGAAGCAAUGCUGAAAAGAGAGCUGGAGGGGGUGCGCAGCAUCAACCGAGUCAUCGAGGGCGUUAUUGGCACUCUGCAGCGAACAGGCAGCAAUAUGGAUUCCGUCUCUAAAACCGUCUCGAACGCCUCCACGCUGCUCAAUACCUGGACUCGCAUCUUGUCCCAGACAGAACACAACCAGCGCCUGAUUCUCGACCCCACAUGGAAAGGCGCAACAAACGAUUUGGCUGAGAUUGAGGCCGAAGCGGUGCGGAAACAACAGGAAGAGGCUCGCAAAGCUGCAGAGGAAGAGGAGCGCAAAGAAGAGCUUCGGCGGCGGCGGGAGGAGGAGGACCCGCGGCCGAACCAGGGUGGCUACGGCGUCGUCAAGGAUGAGGUCCAGGUCGUCGUCGAGGAUCGCCACCAGCUCAGGCUAUUCGGGAAGCAGCACCAUAUCAGCCUCAAGUAG